Messenger RNA from Asparagus officinalis (garden asparagus), 1365 nucleotides. Its product is annotated as protein RADIALIS-like 4. The transcript is spliced from 2 exons. The record is from RefSeq and is a predicted model, not a curated record. Gene Ontology annotation, molecular function: DNA-binding transcription factor activity. Bases 214 to 486 code for a protein of 90 amino acids. Lineage: Eukaryota; Viridiplantae; Streptophyta; Magnoliopsida; Asparagales; Asparagaceae.
CUUCCAUACAUAGUGUCGUCCAUUGCUCUCUUUUCCAAGGGAUAAGACUUCUGGCUUGGAGAUGAUACCUGCUCAAUUUCUCUCACAGAUUCCUUCAGCGUCAAAAAAGAAGAGAAAAGGAUGCGAGAUUCCUAGAGAAAAGGCUUUAUAGCAUCACUUUUAUCACCAAAACUCUAUUUUCGACGCUUUCUUCAAGUAGACGCAUACUGAACUAUGGAUUUCUGCGGAUGGAGUUGGGAAGAGAACAAGCUAUUUGAGAUGGCUUUAGCUGUGAUUGAUGAAGAUAACCCCGAUCGAUGGAAGGAGAUUAUUUCGGUAAUUGGAGGGAAAAGGAGUGAGGAGGAAGUUAAGAAGCAUUAUGAAGCUUUGUUGAGGGAUCUUAAUAUCAUUGAAUCUGGUAUGUUUGAUCAAGAAUUCGGAGAGGCUCAGGACUGCACCCAAGAUAUUACUUUGACCGGUGAUGAGCAGAACUUUCAGACAUGUUAACCUAGCCCAGGAGCAAGUGCUCCACUAAGAUCAGGUUCAAGAGCAAUAGGAGGUUGCUUUGGAUUUGGUCAGUAGAUCAUGGACAUUUUCAUUUAGCUGUUUUAUCUUUUAAUCAGACUAUGUAGUAGAUUAUCCCCAUGAUCUGAGGGUUUGAGUUUAUUGUUAUUAGUUGGUUAUGGAGAUCUAUCUUUAUUGAACCUUUGAGAGGUUAUAUCGUUUGGGCCAGUUUAUUUAUUAAGACUAUUUAGAGGCAUAUCUGUAUAUUUGAUUAUUUAUCACUUGAUGCUACAUAUUAUGUCUAAAGUGAUGUGGGGAAAUGUGUGUAAAGCUGGUAUUUAUAAAAUAGAUGGACAUAUACAGUUAGGACUCAGCGUAUGUUUCGCCAUCCUGUUGUAUAACUCUCUGAAUGUGGGUCAUAGGGUGUGAUAGAAAACAAGAACAGAUACAAAUCAAUUUCCUUGCCUCAUUUUAAUAUGAUAAAAUUUGUAGAUAAGAAGAUUGCAGAGCAUUGUUUCUUUAGCAUAUCAAUGUUUUAGUUUCGUUAGUUACUAGAUUUAGAUUUUGUCGAGUAUAAAUGGUUAGAAUUAGAUUCGUUUGUUGGAUAUUAUUUUUUAAUUUCAUUGUCAUCUCUUUAAUAUUCAAAGGCCUUUGUAGUUGGAUUAUAACUAAGUUUAUCCUUACAGUUGGUGUUAUUAACGAAAUUAAAUUGUGUGGUUUAAGAAGUAGCUCCAUGUCAUGAUUGAAAUAAAUGAAUUGAUUGAGUUUGAGCAAUAAAGUAUUUGAUUGAGGAUAUAACUCGCUGUCUUCUCAUUUGUGGAGGUGAAUCUAAAACUUCUGUCUUUUCUUCAUCUUCUUCCAAUGUCUCAAAAUUCUCCGCCU